Messenger RNA from Gastrolobium bilobum, 1570 nucleotides. RefSeq lists its product as uncharacterized. Gene Ontology annotation, molecular function: structural constituent of ribosome. The transcript is spliced from 4 exons. Bases 38 to 1234 code for a protein of 398 amino acids. Gene Ontology annotation, cellular component: mitochondrial small ribosomal subunit. NCBI's taxonomy places the organism in Eukaryota, Viridiplantae, Streptophyta, Magnoliopsida, Fabales, Fabaceae. Gene Ontology annotation, biological process: mitochondrial translation. The record is from RefSeq and is a predicted model, not a curated record.
UCUGGCUAGAACCCUAGAGAGAGAGAGAGAUAGAACCAUGAGACGAACUCUGCUGAGAAGUGCCUCUCUCUACACUCGGAAUCUCCUUCUUCACUCUUCUUCCGCCACCGCCUACGCCGCCACCACCACCACCUCUCUCGGGGUUUCAACACGCUCCCGACUCAGGCUCUUCUCCUCCGAUGAAAACCAGAAUCCGAUCGAGGACGUCGAUAACAAAGAGCUUAAACUUCGGAUUAGGAAAUACUUCGACGAGGGUGAUGAGAGUGUACUUCCAUCCAUCAUGGAGGGCAUUUUGCAGAGGAAGUUAUCUGGGAAGCAUGAGGAGACGGAUGAUGAGUUGAUGGAUGAACUCAGCAAGGAGCCCAUUGAUGAUGUUGAAGAUGAGGAGUUCGAAUCCGAUUUCGAGGAUAUGCAUGAUACUGAUGAGGAGAUUGAUGAUUUAUAUAAUGCUAGGGAUAUUGUCAUGAAGAAAAUGAUGAAAGAUGAGUACUUCAACAUGGAUGAUCGCAAGUGGGAUGAACUUGUUGAGGAUGGGGUCAAGCAUGGUUUUCUUAAGGAUACAAAAGAGUGUGAGGAGAUUCUAGAGGAUAUGCUCAGCUGGGACAAACUCCUCCCGGAUGAGAUAAAACAAAAGGUGGAAAUAAAAUUUAAUGAGCUUGGGGACAUGUGUGAAAGAGGGGAGCUUGAACCUGAAGAAGCUUAUGAACAAUUCAAGAAGUUUGAGGACGAGAUGGUCAUGGAAACCGCGAAGAUAAUGGAAAAAGAGGAGGUCCCAAAGUUUGAUGAUACUGCUGUGCCAGACAAGAAAAAGGAUUUAGAUGACCCACCUGGUGAAGGUCCAAUUCUCCGGUGGCAAACUCGAGUAGUCUUUGCUCCUGGUGGCGAUGCUUGGCAUCCAAAAAACAGGAAAGUGAAACUUUCUGUUACUGUGAAGGAGCUGGGACUUUCAAAAUACCAAUUUCGCCGUCUCAGGGAAUUGGUUGGAAAACGUUAUCAUCCAGGGAGAGAUGAGCUUACAAUAACUAGUGAAAGGUUUGAACAUCGAGAAGAAAACAAAAAGGACUGCUUAAGGACUCUUCUCUCCCUCAUUGAGGAGGCUGGUAAAGCUAAUAAACUAGUAGAUGAUGCCCGGGCUUCAUAUGUCAAGGAGAGACUCCGAGCUAAUCCAGCUUUCAUGGAGAGACUGCGUGCCAAGUCCAUGAAAUUGCUAGAAUCUAACCAGGUUCCUGCUUGAUGUUUUCUGGUCCGAUAAUGGAGUAUACAUUAUAACUGUACCUCGUUUUGGUAUUAGCUAUAGUUUCGAAGAUGACAUGAAAGGUUGGGAAUUGGGAUUUUCUUUCAAUGAAUUUGGAUUCUAGCAUUGUAAUGCUUAUAAUCCGGCUCCCUCCUUGAUUUCGAAUCACUUUAUAUGGUAUCAGAGCUUCAGUGAUUAUAAGGUUACAAGUUUGAUUCUUAUCGCCCCUACUUUUUUGUAGCAUUAAAUAAGUAAGGUUAAAAAAAAAUUGAUCUGUGUAAUAUUCACGCUUUAAACUCAAAGGGAUUUUGUGUAAGGGAGUGUAUUAGAGAAUAA